AAAAUGUUCCAGCUACGGAGAAAGGCUGUUCAAAGCGUGGCACGAGCCCCUGCUUCGAUAUCCAGAGUCACGAAACGGUAUUCGACAGGUCAACAUGGAAAGACGGGGGAUGAGGUACAUCAUUUCGCGGGAUCGAGUACGGAGCAUGACCACCAUCACGCUGGACCAAAGGCGGAAUCUCUAGGCAAUGCCUUCUACUUCGUCCUUGCAGCUAUCCCCGUCACCCUAUGCGUCUACACAUUCUCUCGACCAUCCUCGGAUGGAACACUCCCAGGCCUUUCAAAGAUCAUCGACAGCUACUCAUACUACAAGGAGCGAUGGGUGGCACGAAACACCUUGCAUACUGCUGCUAUUGAACAAGCUGCCUUUGAUCGGAAUCUGUUCCAGAGCUCACAGGGAAGCAAGCAUGUUAACUUGAGGUUUCCUGAAAUCUUCAACACAGGAGCACCACACAACGUUUCGGCGGGCCAGGGACCGAGGAAUAUGGAUCAAUUGGUGGCACAUUACGAAAAGCUGAACUCGGAUGAGGAAGAGAGGAAGGGUAGGGCGUUGGCUGAGAAGGCAUCAUAACGGACCAGUGGAAGAAGAGAUGAAUACCCGUACAUAUGAGAUCUUCUACUUCUGCUAUGCAUCUGUCGUUUUGUGGUAUGAUGUGGACUGUAUGUUUUUUGUUGACUCUCGAUUCGGUGACUUUAAAUCUUUUACAUCGCUCAAGCGGGCGUACUUGGAGCAAACAUGCGUCGUUUGCUUUUACUGCUUAUGACUAUCGCCGAAUUGCC
Mollisia scopiformis is the source of this 779-nucleotide messenger RNA. RefSeq names its product NADH-ubiquinone oxidoreductase 17.8 kDa subunit. The record is from RefSeq and is a predicted model, not a curated record. Gene Ontology annotation, cellular component: mitochondrion. NCBI's taxonomy places the organism in Eukaryota, Fungi, Ascomycota, Leotiomycetes, Helotiales, Mollisiaceae. The transcript is spliced from 3 exons. The coding region runs from base 4 to 570 and encodes 188 amino acids.